Messenger RNA from Candidozyma duobushaemuli, 1635 nucleotides. RefSeq lists its product as uncharacterized. The transcript has a single exon. Bases 1 to 1635 code for a protein of 544 amino acids. Gene Ontology annotation, biological process: carboxylic acid transport; transmembrane transport. The record is from RefSeq and is a predicted model, not a curated record. Gene Ontology annotation, cellular component: plasma membrane. Lineage: Eukaryota; Fungi; Ascomycota; Pichiomycetes; Serinales; Metschnikowiaceae. Gene Ontology annotation, molecular function: carboxylic acid transmembrane transporter activity.
AUGUCUAGCAGAGACUUACCGCAUUCUGUCAGAGAUGCCUUCUGCGGAUGGUAUGAAAGAAUUCCUGGCGAAUUAGCCUUGACUAAGGCUCAGCGUGAGAGGAAUUCGGCUUUGGCGGAAGAGGCUGACGCCGAAAACGAAAAGGCGGUCAGAAAAGUCCAGUUCAAGAACUUGUGGCCUGCCUUCAUCUCCGGUGCCGGUCUCUUCUCUGAUGGUUACGUCAAUAACUCCAUCUCUGCUGUUACCACCUGUUUGUCUACCAUUUACCCAAACCAGUACGCCGAGUCGAAUGCUAUCUCCAAUGUUGCAGCUAUCGCUUUCGCCGGUACGGUCUUGGGUCAGUUAUCUUUCGGAUACAUUUCCGACCAUUUCGCUAGGAAGGGUGGUAUGUUGGCCGCCAACAUCAUCCUUAUCGUCUUCACCCUUCUCUGUGCUGUUGCCACAUGGGGUGUCACCCCAGAGGGCAUGUUCGCCGCCUUGACCACUUUCCGUUUCUUCUUGGGUGUAGGUAUUGGUGCUGAAUAUCCUACCUCUUCUGUCAUUGCAUCUGAAUUCGCCAACCAGUUGCCUGCUGGUCACAGAAACAGAUACUUUGUCUGGUUCACCAACUCUUGCAUUGACUUCGGUUACGUGGUUGCCGCUUUCGUGCCUAUGGUCUUGUUGUGGAUCUUCUCUGACAGACACUUGGAGCCUGUUUGGAGAUUGACCCUCGGCCUUGGUGUUUUUCCUCCAUUUGCCCUCUUCUUUAUGAGAAGAAAGAUGAAGAACUCUGAAUCGUACGAGAAGACAAACAUGAAGUCUGUGAAGAAGUUCCCAUGGUGGCUCGUUGUUAAAUUUUACUGGUUCAGAUUAUCAAUCGUUUCCAUCGUGUGGUUCAUUUACGAUUUCUCCGCUUACUCCUUCGGUCUUUACUCGAACUACAUUUUGGGAAUCAUUAUUCCUGAUCAUGACAUGUACAAGUCAUUUGGAUGGAACGUUGUUUUCAACCUCUUCUAUAUUCCAGGUACAUUCAUCGGUGGUUUCGCUACUGAUUACUUCGGCCCUCGUCUUACUAUGGCUGGUGGUCUUGCCGCACAGGCAAUUGUCGGCUUUGGUAUGACGGCCGGUUAUAAGACUUUAAAGCACCAGAUUGGUGGCUUUGUUGUUGUAUAUGGUGUCUUCUCUGCCUUGGGUGAGUUUGGCCCAGGUAACAACGUCGGCUGUUUGGCUUCCAAGACUUCAGCCACUGCUGUUAGAGGUCAGUACUAUGGUAUUGCUGCUGCCAUUGGUAAGGUGGGUGCUUUCGUCGGUACUUACAUUUUCCCCAUCAUCUUGAAGAACAAUGGUGGUGCCGACUCUGACGAAGGUGUCAGAACUGCAUUCUAUAUCUCUUCUGGUUUGUGUCUUUUCUCCGCUGUCUUGACCUUGUUCUUCUGUCCAUCUGUCGGCCAGGAAGCCAUCAAUGACGAGGACAAGAACUUCAUUCAGUACUUGAAGGUCAACGGCUAUGACCUUUCCAACUUGGGUGAUGGUACCCUCGUUAAUGAAUACGAGGAGUCUGGAGAGAGCUUCAAUGAUCCUAAGGACAAGAUGGAGCCUCGUGUGCACCAGGGCUCAGCCUCUGACACCUCCUCAACCGAAGAGAAGAAGACAUAA